Diorhabda sublineata is the source of this 2180-nucleotide messenger RNA. RefSeq names its product peptide transporter family 1-like. Lineage: Eukaryota; Metazoa; Arthropoda; Insecta; Coleoptera; Chrysomelidae. Gene Ontology annotation, molecular function: dipeptide transmembrane transporter activity. The transcript has 16 exons. Gene Ontology annotation, biological process: transmembrane transport; oligopeptide transport. The record is from RefSeq and is a predicted model, not a curated record. Gene Ontology annotation, cellular component: membrane. The coding region runs from base 1 to 2133 and encodes 710 amino acids.
AUGUAUCAGGAAUCGUUCAAUUCCGUCGCCAUAUUAUGCAUAAUAGCCACGGAAUUUUGCGAGAGAUUCGCUUUUUCCGGCUUAAGAACGAUUCUAUCGAUAUAUCUGCGAAACGUUUUAUUAUUGUCGGAAUGUACGUCGACCGUUAUCUACCAUGGCUUUCUGAUGGUGUGUUAUAUUGUUCCAAUGGCUGGAGCUAUUUGUGCUGACGUGUAUUUUGGGAGAUACAGGACUAUAAGGAACUUCGGGAUUGUUUAUUUAAUAGGACACGUGCUUAUUUUUAUUGCUGCUGUUCCUAUAAUCAGUAUAUACCCGGCUUUAUUUUUCUUCGUCGGUUUGACGCUGAUAGCGAUCGGAACUGGCGGUAUAAAACCUUGCGUAGCGGCGUUCGGCGCCGAGCAAUUCAAUCUGCCGGCCCAAAAGGACCUCCUCAUACAUUUUUUCUCCGUAUUUUAUUUCACGAUAAAUCUGGGCGGGUUCGUGGGUAUGACCUUGACCCCCGUACUGCGGAAGGUGUCCUGCUUCGGCGACGACACUUGCUACGCUCUGGCCUUCGGAUUCCCAGCCGCGCUUAUGAUCCUCUCAAUGCUUCUGUUCGUCGUCGGCAAAAAUUUCUACAAACUCAAAUCGCCCAAAAAGAAAAUUUUGGUGGAAUUUUUGAAGUGCGGUUGGUACGCUGUGACGUUUAGAUUUAGGACGGGGACGCGUUCCAGUCAUUGGUUAGACGUCGCCGAAGAUAAAUUCAAUCAUCAACUUGUCGCCGAUAUGAAGAUCGUAUCUGGAAUAUUGUUUUUGUUUGUGCCGUUGCCGAUUUUUUGGUCGCUGUUCGAUCAACAGGGAUCCCGGUGGACGUUUCAAGCGUCUCAUAUGAACGGAGAUAUUCUUGGACCUAUCGACGUCGCUCCAGACCAAAUGCAAGUGAUUAACCCCGCCCUAGUACUCAUAAUAAUCCCCAUAUUAGACAGGGUGUUCUACCCUUGUUUUUCUCGAUACAAUUUUUUGCAAAAUUCCUUACAUCGAAUGGCUUUCGGAGGUUUAAUUGCAGGUGUCGCUUUUUUUUCGGCGGGUGUUUUGGAAUUAGUUCUAGAAACGACUUACCCUCGUCUGCCGGAAAAACAUCAAGCCGCCGUUAACAUUAUCAACACUCUACCAUGUAAUCUCAAGGUUACAAACCCUUUCGACGAUAUUCAGAUGGUAAACGCAGGCCACAUUAUUAGAUUUAAUAAUAUAGUUUGUUACAAUCAUACCUCGUAUAAGUUGUAUGUCGAAGCGCCGUUUUUUUGCGGAAAUUUAGAAAUCCGUAGACGCAGGUUCGAAAUGAACGUGGUAUGUUUUGAAUACCAGAUCUAUUCGAUAUUUAUUGGAAUCGAUCAACAGAACGGUGUUCAAUCAUUCGUAAUCGAUCCGGUAGAUUUCAAUAAAUCAUUAAAUGGCUAUCCAAGAAUCAGAAUUAUUUAUAUAAGAAAUACAAAUUAUCUACAUAAUGUAACGGUGUCUUUGAAAAAUCAAAUUGGAACACAGGAUAUGUACUUUGUACCGAAUUCAGAUCGUCCAAGCGUCGCGAAAAGUGCGUACAUGGAACUACCACACGGAGUGUACGAAUGUCAAAUUAGUAGUACAGAAGAAAAAAUACUCUAUGAAAAACUAUUCCAUUUAGCCCUUGGGGGAGUGUAUUCUUUGGUUAUAAGAGAAAAUAAAGAGCAAAUUGGAUUUGUUAAACUUUUUGCGAUGGCCGUACCUAAUACUGUGAGCAUUUUAUGGCAGUUGCCUCAGUAUUUUUUAAUAUCGGUUGCGGAAAUUAUGUUCGGAGUUGCCGGACUGGAAUUUUCGUUUACGCAAGCACCUAGAAGUAUGAAAACAGUAACGAUCGCUGGUUGGUACUUAUCUGUAGCUGUGGGUAACCUCCUGGUUACUGUUAUAACGCAAUUAAAUAUAUUUAAAAGUCAGGCAAAUGAAUUUUUUCUUUUUGCCAUAUUAAUCGUGGCUGAUAUGAUGGUUUUUAUGGAAAUGGCGUCUCAUUAUACUUUCGUCACGAUUAAAGAAUCGUCGACAACAAUCACAACAGGAUGUACAGUUACAGACGAAAUAAUACCAUUUAUUGAAUCUAUUGAAAGCGAUAAUUCGAGCGAAUGAUUCUAUAAUUGUAUUGAUAAUGAAAUAAAACGAUACUUUUUAUCAUU